UUUACAGACUGCAACAUAAAUAAUAAACAAAUGCACAUGGUCACAGUUUCGGAAUGACAACAAUAACAGCUACACUUCAUUUAAAGACAGGGGGAAAGAAGGAUUUUUCUUACAGCUGCCUCAAUAACGAAGGAUAUGUCUCUCUCACUGAAAUACAUAAAUCAUCUGUUAUCUUACAACAAAAACUAAACACUGAGUUGACAACUCUUGUAGAAGAAGAAAAAUCAAAGCUUUCCAAAUUAGGUGGAAAGUCUGCAGAUACUAUUAAAGAUGAUGAGGAAAAUGAUGAUGACGAUGAUGAAGAUGAAGAAGAAGAUGAAUUAUCUCCUCCUGAUCAAAAGAGACAAAAAACAUAACAUGACUUAUUUAUAUUGUAUUUUAUAAGAUGUUCUCAUAGUCUAGAUGAAGUUUGAUACUGUACAUGUAUAACAAUCAAAUGCAAUGAAAAAUUUCAUAUAAUUUGAAUUUUUUAAUUACUGUACCUUCACAUCAUAUUUUAUGCAGCCUAUUAAAAUUACCUAUUAUAUUAU
Molecule: messenger RNA, 530 nt
Organism: Mytilus trossulus (common blue mussel)
Lineage: Eukaryota; Metazoa; Mollusca; Bivalvia; Mytilida; Mytilidae
Product: pescadillo homolog
Exons: 2
Coding region: 54-356 (100 amino acids)
Source: RefSeq, a predicted model, not a curated record